CCUAGGCCCAGCCCAACCCCUCACCACUUAUCUUACUUUACCCCUUAGCCCAAUGUCCCAAAUCCCCCCAAUCCACCCCUCACCCGUAUGUAGACAAAAAAAAAAGGGGGAAUCCACAGAGACUGCCGGAGAAACAAGAAAGCACGCAGAAGAGGGCAAGAGUCGAUAGCCGAAGAAAGGACGCCGGCACGCCGCCGGACGCCGACCUCCACCCUCCCGUCUGGUGGCACCUGCAGCCAUGAAUCCAGGUGGCUAUACCGCUGAAGUUAUUGGCCUGUCCCCUCUUGCUACAGAGAAGGACGUUAGUGAUUUCUUUGCUCUCUGUGGGAAGAUUGAUCAUGUUGAGAUAGUCAGAGCUGGUGAACAUGGAAGUACAGCGUAUGUGACAUUUAGUUCUUCUCACGCUCUUGAAACAGCUGUUUUGCUCAGUGGUGCAACAAUAUUGGACCAACAUGUAUGCAUAGCCCGUUGGGGACACUAUGAAAAUGAAUAUGAUUAUUGGAAUCCGCCUUGGAAAUCUGAAGAAGCAAGUGAUUCAACUGGGCAUGCACAAGAGGUCCAGUACUUUCCUUCUGCUGGUGAAGCUGUGAUGAUGGCCCAAGACGUGGUGAAAGCAAUGGUAUCCAAAGGGUAUGUGCUAGGGAAGGAUGCUUUGGGUAAGGCCAAAGCCCUUGAUGAGUCAUAUCAUUUGUCCGCCACUGCAGCAGCCAAGGUGGCCGAUUUAGGCGAGAGGACUGGCCUUGCUGACAAGAUUUUUGCUGGGGUUGAAGCCGUUAGAUCAGUGGAUCAGAGGUUUCACAUUUCAGAGAAUACAAAAUCGGCUGUCUCGGCUACAAGUAGAACUGCUGUGGCUGCAGCAACUGCUGUUGUAGGCAGCUCCUAUUUCUCCAAGGGUGCCCUAUGGGUAUCGGGCGCUUUGAGCAGAGCAGCAAAAGCUGCAUCUGAUUUGGGCAGUCAAGGGGUCAACAAACAAUGAAUGGAGGUAUGGAGAGUCUUGUGUAAUGACGUCUUUACCCUCAGUUUCGUCGUAUUCACAUAUUACAGUAUCACUCGGUUGCAACAAUAUGUUAAUAUGUCCAUAAUAUGCUAGUUCAUUACAUGCUUUUACUAUGGGUCAUGCUACAAUCACACUUCACAUAUGACAGUAAUGACACCAAAAUUAACACCACCACCAGUGUCUUUGCCGACAAUGACGGGUCUCAUAGACAGUUUGUGUGAUUCUCUGAUAGUAUUGUCAACUUUGGUGUCAUCCAUUGGAUUAAAGUAGCAUUUUCCUA
Molecule: messenger RNA, 1277 nt
Organism: Cuscuta campestris
Lineage: Eukaryota; Viridiplantae; Streptophyta; Magnoliopsida; Solanales; Convolvulaceae
Source: the annotation of a GenBank genome assembly